Molecule: messenger RNA, 1035 nt
Organism: Phragmites australis (common reed)
Lineage: Eukaryota; Viridiplantae; Streptophyta; Magnoliopsida; Poales; Poaceae
Exons: 1
Coding region: 1-1035 (344 amino acids)
Source: RefSeq, a predicted model, not a curated record
AUGAUGAGGGCCUUGAUUCAAAAAAAUCAAGGGAAUUUUCUUGAGAUGAUGAAACUUCUGGGUUCAUAUGAUAAAAAGGUCAAUGCAAUGGUACUUGGUAAUGCACCAGGUAAUGCUAAGUACACAUCACCUGAAGUUCAAAAAGAAAUCCUGCAUAUCAUUGCUACUAAUAUGCAGAUUUCAAUACGGAGAGAAAUUGGUGAUGCAAAAUUCUGCUUGAUUGUUGAUGAAGCACAAGAUGAAUCUAAAAGAGAGCAGAUGGCUCUUGUAGUUCGCUUUGUCGAUGCUGAUGGUUUUAUGCGAGAGCGUUUUUUGGAUCCUGUACAUGUUCUUGAUACAACUGCUACAACUCUCAAGCAAGAGAUUUGUUCUGUUUUAUUUGAUCAGCGUUUGGAUGUACAAAAUAUUCGUGGACAAGGAUAUGAUGGUGCUAGUAAUAUGCGCGGAGAAUGGAAUGGACUUCAACGGAAGUUUACUGAAGAAUGCCCUUAUGCAUACUAUGUUUAUUGUUUUGCACAUCAGUUGCAGUUAGCCCUUGUUGCUGCAUCUAAGGAAGUUACUAAAGUUCAUAAUUUCUUUGAACAUCUUGCUAUUGUUGUCAAUGCCGUUGCAUCUUCUUGUAAGAGAAAUGAUGAGCUGCGAGCUAAUCAAGUUAUUGAAAUUCAAAAAUUGGUUGAACUUAAUGAACUUGAAACAGGAAGUGGAGCUAACCAAAUUGGGGCUUUGCAGAGGCCAUGUGAAACUAGGUGGAGCUCUCAUUUUAGUUCGAUUUGUAGCCUUCUGAAACUAUACAAAGCUGCAUUUUUAGUUCUCAAAGAUAUAGCUUCAAGUAAAGGGACAGGUACUUCUCCUUUAGGACGAGCAAAAGCAGCUGGUGCUGUUAAGCUAAUGAUGUCAUUUGAUUUUGUAUUUAUUUUGCAUCUUAUGCAAGAACUCAUGGGAAUAACCGACUUUCUUUGCAAGAAGUUGCAGCAAAAAUCACAAGAUAUAGUUAACGUCAUGCAUGACGUUGCUACCACAAAAGAACUAAUUUAG